Molecule: messenger RNA, 1709 nt
Organism: Linum tenue
Lineage: Eukaryota; Viridiplantae; Streptophyta; Magnoliopsida; Malpighiales; Linaceae
Source: the annotation of a GenBank genome assembly
AUGUCUACAACCCAAUUCCACCGCUACUGGACGCAGCUGAAGAAAAUGUGGGAGCUAGCAGGCCCGGCCAUGGUAAUCGAAGUCUCCCAAUUCUCCAUCGCCCUCGUCACUUCCGCCUUCGUGGGCCACAUCGGCCCAUUGGAGCUCGCCGCCGUCUCCAUCGUCCUCAACGUCCUCGAAGAAUUCGCUCUCGGUUUCAUGGUCCUCUGUUUUUUCUCUACCGAUUCAAUUCAGUUUCACAGUUUGAUUAAAUUGGUAAUUAAAUUAACCAACUCUCAUCUCCAUCAGUUGGGCAUCGGUAGCGCGACGGAGACGCUAUCGGGGCAAGCCGUGGGGGCAGAGAAGCUCCACCUGCUGGGCAUCUACAUGCAGAGGUCGUGGCUGCUUUCCAUGGCGACGGCUCUGCUUCUUGCCCCCUUUUACGCCCUGGCGGCGCCGAUCUUCCACAAGCUGCUGCGGCAGGACGCAAAGAUCUCGGAGCUCGCCGGGAGAUUCUCGAUGUGGAUGCUGCCGCAGCUGUUCUUUUUCGCGAUGAACUUCCCGCUGCAGAAGUUUCUGCAGGCGCAGAGCAGAGUGUGGGUUCUGGCGGCAAUUUCGAGCUCGGUGCUGCUGAUUCACGUCGUGCUCAGCUGGGGUUUCGUUUCCAGGCUAGGGUUCGGUGUCGUCGGGGCGGCUGUCGCCGGCGACGUUUCGUGGUUUUUGCUCGUCGUCGCCCAAGCAGGGUACGUGGCGUUUGGCAGUUUCGAGUCGUGGAACGGUUUCUCUGUUCAAGCUUUCUCGUCUUUUCCUGGUUUUGCCAGGCUCUCCCUUGCUUCAGCCGUUUUAUCGUGCUUGAACAUUCAGUACUGGUCAUGGAUCAUCGCUGCAGGAUUCAAUACCGCUGUAAGCAUUCGAGUGUCGAACGAGCUAGGAGCAGGGAACCACGAAGCAGCCAAACUGUCGGUCGUGGUGACGAUCGUGACAGCAACGGUACUCGGCCUGACAUUCUCGGCAGUGGUGGCAGCAGCUAAGAGCCAGGUCCCGAAGCUCUUCUCUUCGGACCCUCAAGUCAUCCGCGAAUCAGCGAAUCUCACGUACUUCUCAUCUGCCGCGAUAUUCCUCGACAUCAUCAUCCCAGUGCUCCAUGGGGUGGCGGUCGGAGCAGGGUGGCAGGUCCAGGUCGCGGUGGUUAACAUCGUGUGUUACUACGUGGUGGGACUCCCAUUGACGGCGGUGCUCGGUUUCGGAUUCGAGCUCGGGGUUAAGGGGAUAUGGUCAGGGAUGGUGGCUGGCUAUGCGCUGCAGAUGGCCUUCCUGUUGUUUGUUAUUUACAGGACGAAUUGGGAAAAGGAAGCUUCGAAAAGUGAGGAGAGGAUGAAGAACUGGGGAGAGAUCUCAGGAGAGUAGGGCAGUGGAAGCCAGGGAGAAAUGGAUUGGAAGGAAGUAACUCCUACUUCUGUAUAAAUUCAUAUUCUUUAGUUUUUUUUACUGAUAUAAUACUUUAUAUUAACGUUUUGAAUAUACAAUUAUCCGAAAAUAGAUAUUCUGUUGUUCUACUAGCUCUCUCUUCCGUUCCACAGGUGUUCAGUAACUUAAAGUAAUCUGGCUACCGGACCGAGUUAAAAGCUGGUACAUUUGUAUAGCCAAACCUUUACCGGGUUGUUUGUUUAAUGGAUUUGAAAAAUACGGGCUUUGGUAAAACCUGAGUUUUGAAAAACCAUGAAUAUAUG